Messenger RNA from Sceloporus undulatus (fence lizard), 1863 nucleotides. Its product is annotated as transmembrane protein 151B-like. Lineage: Eukaryota; Metazoa; Chordata; Lepidosauria; Squamata; Phrynosomatidae. Bases 1 to 1566 code for a protein of 521 amino acids. The transcript is spliced from 2 exons. The record is from RefSeq and is a predicted model, not a curated record.
AUGAAGAGGAAGAGGAGGACACUGUCAAGAAAGGAUGAUCCAGGGCAGGUGCGAGAGACAGAGGAAGAGGAGGGACAAGAGACACCACAGCAAGGGCAAGAGGAAGAAGAGGAAGAGGAAAAGCAGCAAGAGCAGCAGCGACCAGUCAAGCAAUCUUUGAGUUCCUCUAUGUGCAGAGAGUCCCACUGGAAGUGCCUCCUCCUCUCCAUUCUUAUGUAUGGCUGCCUGGGGGCUGUCGCUUGGUGCCAACUCACUCAAGUCACUAAGCUCAGUUUUGAUACCUCUUUCAAAGGCAAAUCUAUGAUCUACCAUGACAGUCCUUGUUCUGAUGGCUAUGUGUAUAUUCCAUUAGCCUUUCUCACAAUGCUGUAUGUGGUUUACCUGGUGGAGUGUUGGCAUUGUCGUGCUAAAAGUGAACUUCAGUACAAGGCUGAUGUGGAAAGUGUGUAUGACCGAAUUGCCAGAAUGAAGCAGGCCACGCCAUGUAUAUGGUGGAAAGCCAUAAGUUACCAUUUUGUCCGACGAACUCGGCAGGUGACUCGAUACCGUAAUGGGGAUGCUUAUACAACCACCCAGGUCUACCAUGAACGAGUCAAUACCCAUGUGGCUGAAGCUGAAUUUGACUAUUCCCACUGUGGAUUCAAGGACAUCUCUAAGGAGCUCAUGGGCCUGGAGCAGUAUUCAGCUACAAAAUUAAAGUUCACCAAAUGUUUCAGUUUUGCCAACACAGAGUCUGAGAAUUCUUACCUGACACAGAGAGCUCAUUUCUUCACAGAGAUUGAAGGGCUGGAUGACUACAUGGAGGUCAGAGAAGGAAUGAAACUCAAAAACAUAGACUUCAAGGAACUCAUGAUGGCCUAUGGGGACCCAGAUCAUCUCCCAUGGUACAUCUCCCACUAUGCUUUCUGGGUGGCUGCACUGAUGAUGAUCUCAUGGCCACUGAGAGUUUUCAUAGAGUAUCGGACUGCAUAUGUGCACUACCAUGUGGAGAAGCUUCUUGGGGUCGAGUACAGAGUGCCCACUGUGGCAGAGGAGCCCUUGUACAGAUAUCGCAUACCCAGGGUUAGCACUCAGGACAGCACUGAACUUGAGUGGCACAUCUGCACCAAUCGCCAGCUCAUUCCCAGCUAUUCAGAGGCCAUGCUCAUGGACCUUACAAAUUCUCCCACAUGCAAUGGCUACUCCAUGUGCAGAUACAGUGAAAUCACUCGUGGCUGUCAGCAUUGCCAUCAUGCCUCUAGUACCUCUUCCAUCUUUUCUCGCCAUGCUUUCCACAGCUGCAGUGGAAAUUCACAGCUCUCUCUGAACACCAGCCGCUUCUCCUUGUGCCGGAUUCAUGGCUCUCACAGGACAGGCCUCUGGAGAAGUCACAGCAGCAGUAUCACUGACCGUGGCUGCCAGGAUGAACAGUGCUGCUCCCACUCUAGCCAGCUGGCCAUCAAUGAAAAUCCACCAACUUAUCACGAUGCUCGUUUUUUCCCUGUGCUAAUUGUCCAUAGGGCAGAAGGCCAGGAAAGGAGGCACUUCUACCUCCGCCGUGCAUCCUGCUUGGAGACUUCACUGUGAAAGUGCUUCUUGUCAUGCCACUAGGACACCAUCACUUCCUGAAAGCUGAUUACCAAUACUAGUGGCACUGAUUCAAAUCCCACUUGUCCAUUUCUCCUAAUAAGGAGACAUGCUCACCGAGAAAUCUCUGAAGGAUAAAUUCUAAGCUGAAGGGUCAAUUAACAUAUUUGUUAAUGAGUUUAUUACAUGGAUAUCCUGCUGUUCCUGCAGCUUGUUCAGGGAACUGUCUGUGGGAUCAUCCUUAGGUGAGCCAAAAUGACUUUGUCCAAGGGUAACCAGUCAACUUCCAGAGAUUUA